Triplophysa rosa is the source of this 5288-nucleotide messenger RNA. RefSeq names its product wingless-type MMTV integration site family, member 8a (gene wnt8a). The transcript is spliced from 6 exons. Gene Ontology annotation, cellular component: extracellular region. The coding region runs from base 3609 to 4856 and encodes 415 amino acids. Lineage: Eukaryota; Metazoa; Chordata; Actinopteri; Cypriniformes; Nemacheilidae. Gene Ontology annotation, biological process: multicellular organism development; cell fate commitment; canonical Wnt signaling pathway. Gene Ontology annotation, molecular function: frizzled binding; cytokine activity. The record is from RefSeq and is a predicted model, not a curated record.
UAUAAGAGCAGAUGACAAGCACAAAUAAUCUUCUAAUGUCGACAGAUAUUACAAUUCCUAUUUCUGUUUUAAGGGUGCUGUUGCCCCAUGUGAUGCAUGGUUACCAUAGUGAUUGGAGUCACUGGGGCCUCGGAUUGGAAAAGUGAUGAAGGGGGUGAUGUGGCAGGGUUUAUACUAGUUCUUUUACCAAAUUCUGUUAAGUGUCGUGAAUUUAUUAUUUUCUAAAAGUGUUUCUUGAUGAAAUAAAGACAAACGAAAUGUAAAAAAUAAAACACCAAAAUGACUCCUAAUCUUAAAACAGCAUUUCAUUAUCAUGACAGCAAGUGUGACAAAUAAGCACUUCCUUUGGUAGUAUAUUAAUAGUGCUGACUGCUGAGACUGCAGAUAAGUGUCAUACAUUUUAUUUUAGUGCAUAUGUUUCUGUAUGUGAACAUUUUCACUGUUAUUGCUACGGUAAAAAAAUGUGUGUUGUCCACUGCUAUCUGUCAAGUUGUGACUGCAAGUCUGUUGUUUGUUAACACUAAUGUGAUACAAAUAUUUGAAGAGUUUGGUUACAAAAUGAACAUGUUUUUUUAUUGUGCAUUCCAAUUAAUAUCAAUCAAACUGCAGUUGGUUUGUUAUGGCUUAAAUCAAAAUAACUAAAACAAUACAGCCAACUAACACAAUAAAAACAUGAAAACAUCACAAAAAAACAUGAUUUUUGUGUUAUCUCGUUUUGGAAACAACCUCUUCAUUUUUCUUCAAAUAGUAUCUAGAGUUAAAAAUACCCUUGUCCCAAGAAUCACAUUUCAUAACUUUACAUUUUCCCUAGAUGUUCAUAUUUACAUCUAAAAUGAAUUAUAUAGUUGACUCCCAAUAUAUGUUUAAGGGGUUUUAGUGUUCUGUUCUUUAGACAAGUGAAUUCACAACAAAACUGAACUAUAUGUUUGAAACAAAUACAAUAAAAUCACUAUGUUAAAGAGAAAAGUUCCCGAUUUGAUAGCUAGUUCCCCUUUUUCUGAAUGGUGUGAACGUCAUGUUCUCUCUGCACUGAAAAUAGAACAGAGUCAGUGUGCAUUGACCUCACAUGUUUCAAAUCUGUAUAAAUGUAUUUGUUCAGAUGAACACAGUGAAAGAUAUAUGGAAGAAUGCCAAAUUAUUCUUGGCCACCACGAAGAAAAAAUGUCAAUGCUAGUCAAAAGUGCCCCAGAACUGUUUGAAUUCCUACAUUCUUCAAAAUAUCUUCCUCAGUGUUCUUCAGAACAAAGAAACUGAUACAGAUUUUGAACAAAUUGGAUGGUGAGUAGUGAAGAAUAAAUUUUCAUUUUCAAGUGAACUGUUCCUUUAAGAAGCUGUUAUAAUGCGUGACCAGCAGGGGCGCCACAAUUAAUAAUGAUUAUAACAGUUCACGCCUGAAGGCAUUUACGUUAAUACCUUAAUCGCAACUUUACAGCACGGUUUUGAAUCGCUUACGAUAUCUCAUAAGACAUCCCAUUAAGACUAAUUCGUGCGCUUUCGCAAAAUAACGUGAGAUAAAGUUAACCUAACGUCAUGUAGUCUCAGCCCCGCUCGAACAUCGCUGAUUAUCCGAUACUACAUGCAUUUUACGGGGCUAUUGUUUUUACAAUUAACGCCAGCUGAUGAGGUGUUAGAGGACGCGCCUACGUCUUCUUUGAACUCGACUAUGGCUGAACUAAGCACGGCUGGACUGGCGUCUCUGUUCUUGCCACCCAUCUACCACACUACCCUUAUCCACAUUGUUAUAAGGACAUAAAUAACUUACAUUAUUGGCAUGAAUAAAACCAAUGAAGUAAACUGAUAAGGAAUAAAAACACCGAUAAAAGAAGAAACGCCUCAUAAUCCCAUGCCGUAGAUUGUGUAAAAAACGUUCCUAAAUCACGAAACAAGGCGCAAAGUCUUAACACAUCGCAGGCUAAUGAACUGCACCUGAGCUUCUGUGAGUGACUGGUCAAAAUGGAUCAUCUGCGCAGCAAGGUGAGCCGUGUUCCCCCUGAUUUGAUGAGUAUUCAUAACUCGUAUUUUUUGGUUCGCUCCCUGUUUAUAUUGUCAAAACUACACUAAAAUGCAAUAAAGUUAGGUCUGUGUGCAAAGAAGAUCACUGCCUAACACGGGUUUUGUGACAAGUAGAUGUGGGAAUUUAGGUUUCAGGCACCUUGUCGAUCUGAUGAUGCCAAUGUCCAAUUAGUGGGGAUUAUCCUCACUUGAACGUCCCUCUAUUGUCUUCCCGCCAGCAGCACUGGAUAAUCCAUUACCCGACCAUCAACGAAAUGUUGUUAAAAAGGGAUUUUGAGUGGUUAACGAUUUGAUUCGAAGAUGUCAAUACGUGGUUUCAACUAUUAAUCUUCCCACGUGCAGCAGUAUGAAAUCACGUCGUAUUAAUUAAUCGCAAAAGUAAUCGAAAGUAAAUUGAUGACACAAUUGUUCUCAUGAUUAUUAUUCUUUUGUAUACACCGAGCCAUGUUACAGCUGUUGAUCCCCCAUAGAGACAAAUAAUAACUCUGUGCGAAUUGAGUUGAUUUGUUUUUUAAUUUGUCUUGUAUGACACAUGAUUUAAUUUUGAAAACUCAUCAAGAGAAAGUUAUGAAAACUUGAAUUGGCAUAUGAUUGUAACCUAAAAUGAUUGGUGCCUUCUCAAAAACAAAAAAUUCUGAGAAAGCAUGCCUGGUAGGGAUGUGGCACUACUGGGGAGCACUUUAAAAAUGCCUUUAAAAUGUCCUGACGCAUAACAUGUAUAAAACCAGAUAUUUUAUUAAUGUUCGCUAAUUGUACUUAUUAUGCACGUUAUGGGCACGUAUCUGACUACUACUUUUCCAGACAACACUAAAAUUCACACCAGCGCUGUUCCCAGGACAUCAGCUGGUCAUCUAUUAACACAAGAGUGUCAGAUGCGCAGACGUGUUACAUGUUAUUUGCAUGGCCCUUAGCGGACUGAGCCGAAUGAUUUUAUGGCUUUUUCUAUACAAUGUAGAGCAGCCCCUUACAUUUCAGUGUCAUUUCCCAGUAAAAAUAAAAACGUUCCCAAAACAUGAGGUCACAAAUUAAAUAAAGACAUUUGUAAAAUAUAACGUUAAACUAAAUUAGUAAGUUUCAAAAUGUAGGUUAAAAAGGUAAAAAGAACUAUUAGAUCAGGAAUUGAAUUCCGUGUAGAAAUAAUAUUAUUAUUUUAAAACCUCUUAAUUGUAUUAAAGAUUUGAGGGCCAUUUGUUAAAAAAAGUGUACGUCCAGUGCUGCACGUCUAUAUGCGCAAUCAACAGUCAGUGUAUUGCAUGAAUAGGCCUACACUACUCUUUAAACAUGCACGUCUUAAUGAAUGCAUAAUGGAGAUUAGCUGAACAAUUUGAUCCCUUUGGACAGUCCAACACAAAUUGUCUGACGAAUCCACAAAUGGUGCAAAUAAAUAAAUAAUUAGCUUUGAACAUGACCAGUGCAAAAAUACAAAUAAUUUUAUAAAACAAUGUACCAUUUAAACGUAUUUAUUAAGAAAAAUGUAUAAUCAAUCCUCACGACUAAGCAAAAUAAAAAUACUGAAGGACUUUGUGGAAAAAAAGUUCAUGCUUUGAAGUGCAAUUUCAAUGACAACCCGACGUCUUUUCACAACGAACUGACAAAUGUUGGGAGAUGCCUGUCACUCAAACUUGGCUACAGGUAUAAAUGCCGUGCUCGGUCAAGCACUAAGUCAGUUGUCCCCAUCUCUUCCUGGCUAUCCAUCUCAGUGCUCGUGCCUUGGAUCUCAACAAGAAAGGAACAUUGAAGAAUCAGGGGUCGCUCACGCAACAAUGAACCAUUGCCAGCUUUUUGCAUCUUUGGUGAUGUCUAUGUGCUGUCACAUACUGUCGACAACAGCAUGGUCGGUGAAUAAUUUCCUGAUGACAGGACCAAAGGCUUAUCUUACAUACACAAGCAGUGUGCAGGCAGGCGCACAGAGCGGUAUUGAAGAAUGUAAACAUCAGUUUGCAUGGGACAGGUGGAACUGCCCGGAAAGCGCACUACAGUUAUCUACACAUAACGGUCUGCGGAGCGCCACCAAAGAGACCGCGUUUGUGCAUGCCAUAAGUGCUGCUGGAGUUAUGUACACUUUAACGAAAAACUGUAGCAUGGGCGACUUCGAUAACUGUGGCUGUGACGACUCAAAGAUUGGAAAAAUGGGUGGUCGUGAUUGGGUUUGGGGAGGCUGUAGUGACAAUGUUGACUUUGGGGAAAGAAUCGCCAAACAAUUUGUGGAUGCGCUGGAAAACGCUCACGACUCUCGCGCAGCAGUCAAUCUGCACAACAAUGAGGCUGGUCGACUUGCUGUCAAGGCAACGCUUAAGAGAACCUGUAAGUGCCACGGUGUGUCUGGAAGCUGCAGUAUUCAGACAUGUUGGAUGCAGUUAGCUGACUUAAGGGAUAUCGGUACCUAUUUGAAAAUCAAGUAUGACCAAGCGCAAAAACUUGAGAUGGACAAAAUACGGAUGAGGGCAGGAAACAGCGCCGACAAUCGUGGCGCCAUCGCGGACACGCUCAGCACUGUGGCGCGCACAGAACUCAUUUAUAUGGAAAAUUCUCCAGACUACUGUAUGAAAAAUCUCAGCCUGGGACUACAUGGGACAGAAGGCAGAGAAUGUUUACAAAGCGGGAAGAAUCUUUCUCAGUGGGAAAAAAGAAGCUGCAGGAGGCUCUGCCACGAAUGUGGUCUGAAAGUAGAAGAGCGAAAGAUAGAGACUGUGAGCAGUUGUAACUGCAAAUUUCACUGGUGUUGCACAGUCAAAUGCGAAACGUGCACUCAGAAUGUUACCAAGUAUUUCUGCGCAAAAAGGAAUAAAAGCCGCCGGCCGCACAACCAUUCACGCAGAAAGCAACAUAAGCGUAAUAGAUGACAUGCUCAUCUUUGCAAUUAUAUUUAGUUGUAUAUUUCUAAUGUAAAUAUAUUUUAAAUGAUAUUUUAAAAUAUGCUGUUUUUACUUAUAUUAUUCUGCACAUUACUCAGGAAAAAUGACAUUUCAUGCACUUUUUCGAUCACAGAUUUUUUGCUGAAAUAUGUUGAAAGAAUGUUUUACAUUUUUGCACCGACACAAUGUUUUAUUGAAGUUCACUUGACAGUGUGUACAAUUUCACAAGGGGUUUGAAGUGUUAUGUAAUGGGACUUAUUUAAAUCAAUUAUUUUUUUAAACUAUUAUCACAAUGUGUUUAUAUAUUCGCUUAUUUUUUCGUGGGAAGAACAUUAAAUAUAAAAAACUACAGUGGUGAAUUUAUUGCACAAUUCGACAGUGUUGAACUUAAAUGAUUAUUGAUGAAUGCAUGUUGUAAAA